This is a messenger RNA of Haemonchus placei, 540 nucleotides long. The record is from the annotation of a GenBank genome assembly. NCBI's taxonomy places the organism in Eukaryota, Metazoa, Nematoda, Chromadorea, Rhabditida, Trichostrongylidae.
AUGACAGCAAGAGCUCUUCAUUAUGUCUUCAAAAUCGGCGACAGAAAAGCUUCGUAUGAGUUCUUCACAAAAACCCUACGAAUGAAGGUAUUGCGGCAUGAAGAGUUUGAGGAAGGAUGCAAAGCAGAAUGUAAUGGGCCUUAUAAUGGAAAAUGGAGUAAGACAAUGGUGGGAUAUGGCAGUGAAGACGAUCAUUUUGUCCUGGAGUUGACCUAUAACUACGAGAUCGGCUCUUAUCGACUUGGCAACGACUUUAUGGGAAUUUUCAUUGAAUCUGACGAUCUUCACAAGUCCAUCGAACGGCUCGGCAGUGCAAAAAAACUUCCCUGCGGCAAGCUACAGAUAACAGAUCCGGAUGGUCACUGGUUCCUCAUAUGCCCUGGAAAGGGAUCUCCAAAAGUAGUAAAAGUAGGCGUUAGAGUACAAGAUGUGAAGAAAAGCGUUGACUACUGGACCAAUCAGUUGGGAAUGAAAGUAGUUGAGGAACGAGAUGGAGGACGUAUUACCAUGAGCUAUGGGGAAGGCCAAUGCCGUCUCGAA